This is a messenger RNA of Talpa occidentalis (Iberian mole), 3157 nucleotides long. RefSeq names its product desmoglein 3 (gene DSG3). Gene Ontology annotation, cellular component: desmosome; plasma membrane. Gene Ontology annotation, biological process: homophilic cell-cell adhesion. Lineage: Eukaryota; Metazoa; Chordata; Mammalia; Eulipotyphla; Talpidae. The coding region runs from base 126 to 3008 and encodes 960 amino acids. Gene Ontology annotation, molecular function: calcium ion binding. The transcript has 16 exons. The record is from RefSeq and is a predicted model, not a curated record.
GCGAAGACAGAACAGACGCUGCGAAAGGAGGAAAGGACUUUUCUCAGACAUCGGAUGCAAACAGACAGCAGGAAGGACUGAGGAGCCAGCUCCCUCGGAUUUGGUCACCAGGGAAAUCAGAGACAAUGACUUGGCUCCUUUUCCGAACCACAGGCGCUCUGGCCAUUUUAAUGGUGGUUGUAUUGGUACAUGGAGAAUGGAGAAUUGAGACAAAAGGACAAGAAGAUGAUGGAACAGUAAUACAAGCCAAAAGGAGAUACAAACGUGAAUGGGUGAAAUUUGCAAAACCUUGCAGAGAAGGAGAAGACAAUUCCAAAAGAAAUCCAAUUGCCGUAAUUUCUUCAGAUAUUCAAGCAACAGAGAAAAUUACCUACCAAAUUUCUGGAAUGGGAAUUGAUCAACCCCCUUUUGGAAUAUUCGUUAUUAACAAAUUCACUGGAGAAAUUAAUAUAACAUCCAUAGUUGAUCGUGAGGAAACCCCAAGCUUUCAGAUCACAUGUCGUGCCCUAAAUGCCCGGCAACAAGAGGUAGAAAAACCACUUAUAUUAACAGUCAAAAUUUUAGAUAUCAAUGACAAUCCUCCAGUAUUUUCACAAAGUAUAUUCAUGGGUGAAAUUGAAGAAAACAGUGCUACAAACUCACAGGUGAUGAUACUAAAUGCCACAGAUGCAGAUGAACCAAACCAUUUGAACUCUAAAAUUGCCUUCAAAAUUGUCUCUCAGGAACCUGCAGGCACACCCAUGUUCCUCAUCAGGAGACACACCGGGGAAGUCUGUACUUUGACUAAUUCUCUUGAUCGAGAGAAAUUUAGCAGUUACCGUCUGGUUGUGAGUGGUGCAGAUAAAGAUGGAGAAGGACUGUCAACUACAUGUGAAUGUAAAAUUAAAGUGAAAGAUGUCAAUGAUAAUUUCCCAAUACUCCAGCAAUCACAGUAUUCAGCACAGAUUGAGGAAAAUACUUUAAGUUCUGAGUUGCUACGAUUUCAAGUAAUAGAUUGGGAUGAAGAGUUCACAGAUAACUGGAAUGCAGUGUAUUUCUUUACUUCUGGAAAUGAAGGAAAUUGGUUUGAAAUACAUACAGAUCCUAGAACAAAUGAAGGUAUCCUGAAGGUGGUUAAGGCUCUAGAUUAUGAGCAACUGCAAAGCAUGCAAUUCAGUAUUGCUGUCAGAAAUAAAGCUGAAUUUCACCAAUCAGUAAUCUCUCAAUAUCAAGUUAAAUCAACCCCAGUCACAAUUCAAGUAAUAAAUGUAAAAGAAGGUAUUACAUUCUAUCCUGGUUCCAAGUAUUUUACUGUCCAAAAAAGCAUAAGUAGUAGCAAAUUGAUCAAUUAUGUCCUGGGAUCCUAUCAAGCCAUUGAUGAAGACACUGGCAAAGCUGCCUCAUCUGUCAGAUAUAUCAUGGGACGUAAUGAUGGUGGUUUGCUAAUUGUUGAUCCAAAAACUGCUCAAAUCAAAUUUAUCAAAAACAUUGAUCGGGACUAUACUUUCAUAAUUAACAAGACAAUCACAGCUGAAAUUCUGGCCAUAGACGAAAUCACCGGUAAAACUUCUACAGGCACUGUGUAUGUUGAAGUACCUGGUUUCAAUGAAAAUUGUCCAACAAUUGUCCUUGAGAAGAAAGAAAUUUGCAGUUCAUCACCUUCGGUGGUUGUUUCAGCUAUAUCACAAGACAAAGAUAAAUAUACUGGGCCCUACACAUUUUCAUUGGAGGAGCAACCUCUAAAGUUGCCAGCUGAGUGGAGGAUCACAACUCUCAAUGCUACCUCUGCGCAUCUAAUAGCUCAACAGCCAACAGCUCUUGGAAUAUACAAAAUCUCCCUCAUAGUUAAAGACAGUAAGGAUCAAUUAUGUGAGCCACCAGAGGACUUGAUCUUGGAAGUCUGUGAUUGUGAAGAUAGGGACGUUUGUAGAGAUUCUGUGUCAAGGGAUGAUUCCCAGCCUAUAUAUGGAGGCAUGGCACAGGGGAGGCUGGGACCUGGAGCCAUUGGCCUGAUAUUCCUUGGACUUCUGCUGUUGCUGUUGGCCCCCCUUCUGCUGCUAACUUGUGACUGUGGGAAACUCGGGGGAGUGCCAGGAUUUAUCCCAGUUCCUGAUGGUUCAGAAGGAACAAUUCAUCCGUGGGGGAUUGAAGGAGCCCAGCCUGAAGACAGGGAAGUAACAAAUAUUUGUGUGCCUCCUAUAACAACCAAUGGAAAUGAUUUAAUAGAAACUUGUGAAAUGUGUACAAAUACAUAUGCUGGAGGGACAGUGAUUGACGGAUCUUCGGGAAUGGAAAUAUGCAGCAAAACUGUAGGGGCUGGAGGAUUUGGAGCAACCAUUUGUUCGACCGGACAAUCUGGAACAAUGAGAACAAGGCAUUCCACGGGAGGAAGCCACAGGGACUGCAGUGACAGAACAAUAAGCAUGAGUUUCCUGGAAUCCUACUUUACACAGAAAGCACGUGCCUUUGCUGAGGAUGACAAUGGCCAGGAAGCAAAUGACUGCUUGCUGAUCUACGAUGAUGAAGAAGCACUCGCGGACAAUUACCCCGACUUUCCCAAGGACCCCCUAGAUUGCUGCAGUUUUAUUGCUGAUGAUCUGGAUGACAGCUUCUUAGAUUCUCUCGGCCCCAAAUUUAAAAAGCUUGCAGAGAUAAGCCUUGGAGUCGAUGACCUAGACAACCAUUGUCAGUCACUGGGCAAAGACGGUGGUUUGGGGACUGAGCCCUGUGGCUAUUCUGCAGGAAUCCAGCAGCCGGGGUCUGUCAGGUGCCAGCCUUUGCCAGGCAGUCCAGGAGCCCCCCUUUUAUGUGCUCCCUGCCCUGUGCUCCAACCAGCCAUUUGCAUCGCUGACCCUUUGCAGGGUGGUAGCUAUUUGGUAACUGAUACUUACUCAACUUCUGAUUCCCUCAUUUAUCCUUCCACUGUAACCUUGGAUCCACUUCUCACACAAAAUAUAACAGUGAGGGAAAGAGUGAUUUGUCCCAUUUCCAAUGUUCCUGACAAUGUCUGUGGUUCAACAGAGCUAUGAGGGACACAUAAUGUGAUCUGUUCAGAAGAUCUUGUUCCAGCCUGAUAUAACCAGAAUAACUGGAAUUCCAAACAUACUCACCAAAUCUGGAUGUUGGUACAAAUUAUUCAAGGCAUAAUAUAGUAUAGCACAACUUCUUGAUCUAAUUU